UAUUCACUUUGCAUUUAGAAUUCGUCUGAAGCGGACGCUUCGGGAUUCGAUGCUUAGUCAUCGUUAUACACAGUACAGUUAUAACUGUACAUUGGUUUUAAUUCUGUAUUUUUAAUACACGUGUUUUAAUUUACAGUUGGUGGGGACACCAACUUCGGAAGUACAACCUGGCAUAUAGAGUCGUACUCUGCCAUUUCGAUUAAAGUCCAAAAAAAAAGCAAUUUAUUUUGGAAUUUCAAUAAAUUAUAAUGUCGCGCUUUAGUGGAGCAUUGCAGUUAACAGAUUUGGAUGAUUUUAUAACACCGUCACAGGAAUGCAUAAAACCUGUAACCAUUGAAAAGACUAAAACAAAAACUGGAGCCAAAAUAUCCAUACAGGAAGAUGGCUAUUAUGAAGAAACUGAGGCUGGAAAACAGAAAUUACAAAAAGUUGAAAUUACCUUGCAAGAUUGUUUGGCUUGCUCUGGUUGCAUAACAUCUGCCGAGGGUGUUCUAAUAACCCAACAGAGUCAGGAGGAAGUACUGAGAGUUUUAAAGGAAAAUCAAGAAAUUAAAUCGGAUGAAUCCAAAGCAGAUGAGGCCAAUCUGGUAGUGUUCACAGUAAGCCAACAGCCCAUUAUUAGUUUAGCGCAACGUUAUGGCUUGCCAAUUGAAAAGGCUGCUGAACACUUCAGUGGAUAUUUACGUCAGAUGGGUGCCGAUUAUGUUUUGACCACCAAAGUUGCCGACGAUUUGGCUUUGUUGGAAUGCCGUAAUGAAUUUAUAGAGAGAUUCCGUGACAAUUCACCUGAUAAACCAUUUCCUAUGCUCUCUUCAUCAUGUCCUGGUUGGGUAUGUUAUGCUGAGAAAACUCAUGGAAAUUUUAUAUUACCCUACAUAGCCACAACUCGAUCACCACAACAAAUAAUGGGUGUAUUGGUGAAACAAUGGCUUGGACAAAAACUACAUAAACCGGCAGAUAAAAUCUAUCAUGUAACGGUUAUGCCAUGUUAUGACAAAAAAUUAGAAGCUUCCAGGGAGGAUUUCUUUAAUAAAGCCUUGAAUUCCAGAGAUGUAGAUUGUGUUAUAACUUCAAUUGAAAUCGAACAAAUGUUGAAUGACACAAAUUUGGAGACAUAUCCUUGUGCACCAUAUGAUUGGCCUUGGGAUGACAAAUCACUCAUAGAAGAUAGCUCAUAUGUUUGGGCUCAUGGCCUAAGCACUUCGGGUGGUUAUUCAGAAUAUGUAUUCCAGCAAGCAGCUAAAGAGUUAUUCAAUGUGGAAAUGACAAGUGUGGAGUAUAAAAAUUUAAGAAAUCCCGAUUUCCGUGAAGUUUCUUUGGAAGUGGAGGGCAAAUCAGUCUUAAAAUUUGCCAUUGCCAAUGGUUUUCGCAAUAUACAAAAUUUAGUGCAGAAACUCAAAAGAGGAAAAGUUCAAUACCAUUUUGUUGAAGUUAUGGCAUGCCCUUCAGGUUGCAUUAAUGGUGGUGCUCAAAUAAGACCACAAACAGGACAGCACGUAAGGGAUUUAACUAUGCAGCUGGAAAAGUUAUAUCGUGAGUUGCCCCAAUCCCAGCCGGAUAACUCCACCACGAAAGUGAUUUACAGCAAAGUCUUUGAUGGAGCCCACACAGAUAAGGCAAAGGCUCUAUUACAUACCAGCUAUCAUGCUGUGGAAAAGAUGAAUACGGCAUUAAAUAUAAAAUGGUGAAGUUUUUAUAUGGUAGCGAAUGCAAGGCAUGGUUGUAAAUGAUUUGUACAAAUGUUAUAAAAUAAAUAAUAUUGAAAGUUAA
Stomoxys calcitrans (stable fly) is the source of this 1770-nucleotide messenger RNA. Its product is annotated as probable cytosolic Fe-S cluster assembly factor GJ13047. Gene Ontology annotation, biological process: iron-sulfur cluster assembly. Gene Ontology annotation, cellular component: cytosolic [4Fe-4S] assembly targeting complex. Bases 249 to 1688 code for a protein of 479 amino acids. The transcript is spliced from 5 exons. The record is from RefSeq and is a predicted model, not a curated record. Lineage: Eukaryota; Metazoa; Arthropoda; Insecta; Diptera; Muscidae. Gene Ontology annotation, molecular function: 4 iron, 4 sulfur cluster binding.